AUGCAAACACUUAGAGAAUGUCUUAAAGAUUUAAGAAUUGCUGAUUAUUAUCGAUAUCCAAUUGCUAUUGCAUUUAAAGUUGUAGAUAGAAGCAAAAGUAAAGAGGAAGUUAUAGAGCUUGGUCAUGCUUAUGAAUUAUUUAUUAGAACUCUACCACUUCCAGAAAUUACUAAAGAAUCAGCAGACCUGGAGCAAGUUGAAGUUAAAAGAAUUGAUGAAAUUGAUAAUGUUGCUAUCAAAGAAACCAACAAAGCCUCUCUAAUUAAUGCUACAAAUGCAGAAGUAUCAGUUUUAAGUCCAUUGCCAUCAUAA
This is a messenger RNA of Cetraspora pellucida, 312 nucleotides long. The record is from the annotation of a GenBank genome assembly. NCBI's taxonomy places the organism in Eukaryota, Fungi, Glomeromycota, Glomeromycetes, Diversisporales, Gigasporaceae.